UCGAUUUUUAUAUGCGCGCUCUAAAUUCAAAAAUUAAUUCCGUUUCUAAAUUUUAUUUUUAUUUUUAUUCGACUGACAAUCAUUGUCAAUCAUUCGCGGUAAGUGAAAAUAUUAUUCUAUUUGUACAACAUUUUCGAAAUUCAAAUCAUCACUAAAUCUUUGGAUGGAAAACAAUCAAGAAAAAGAUUCAAAUUCAUAUAAUAUAAAUAAUUAUGACAUAAAAUUUAACAUUUGCAAUGGAAAACGUUGGCCAUAAUAAACUUUAUUACCAUUAUUGACGAUCAUAUGAUUUAGUCUGCAUAAUACAUUUGCCAUUAACCAAAUUAGAUUUCUCGCAUAGAUCUUAUCAUCAUCAUCAAUGAAUCGUUAUUCUUAUUGAAAUGAAUGACUAUUGUUUCCUGGUUGUAUUCUCUAUAUAUGAUAAUUAUUGUAAUGCUAUUUAUAAUAUUCGAUUAUGGAUGUUCAUUGUGAACAAUCAUCAUCAUCAUAACAAUGGGAUUUGUCAUUUGGUUUGUUCCCAAUCAUCAUCAUCAUUAUUAACAUAUUAAAUUGGCAAUCGAAAAGUGAAACGCUUUCAUCGAUUAUCAAAAUCAACUCGAAUAAGCUGAAUUGAUAAUCAAAAAAAUGAUGGGCACAAUAUAAUCUUUUGAAAUCAUCGCCAUUAAUCAUAAUUGACCAAUAGCAAGAAAAAAAAGCAGAAAAAAAAUCAAUUUUAUCCGAUGUCAUUAUCAAGUAUCAUCAGUGAAUUCAUUUCACCAUCUUCAUCACUCUCACCAUCGUCAUCAUCAUUAUCAAUAUUAAUAUUAUCAUCAUCAUCGUUGUUAUUUUUGAAAAAUCGAAUAAUAACGACGAAUGGGUGAUCCACAACAACAGCCAUCAACUUCGGGUAUAAAGAUUGAUCCAACAACAACAACAACAACAACAGCCGAAUCAAGUGAUACUACUAAUGUAAUGGCAUCAAAUACUGCUAUAGAUGCACGUCAUGUGGUAGGUGUAGAUGAAUUUCUCAAUACUGGUCGUACUGGUAGACGGAAUGCUUUAGGCGAUAUAUUGGAUGAAAAUUCUGCAUAUCUAACAACGGCUGAAUUACCCGAUCAACUUUCAUCAUUGUCAUUUGAAUCCGAUCAAUCGUGUUCAUUACAAUCAACGCCUUCAACAUCCAAUUGUCAUCCAUCAUCAUCAUCAUCAUCAUCUUGAAGAAGAA
Molecule: messenger RNA, 1204 nt
Organism: Dermatophagoides farinae (American house dust mite)
Lineage: Eukaryota; Metazoa; Arthropoda; Arachnida; Sarcoptiformes; Pyroglyphidae
Biological process (GO): negative regulation of protein kinase activity
Molecular function (GO): cAMP-dependent protein kinase inhibitor activity
Source: RefSeq, a predicted model, not a curated record